GCCAGGAGGACCUCCGCUGCUGUAAAUGUGAGAACAAAAACCCUAAAACCAUCGGACUGCCUGAGGUUGAAGAUGUUUUACUGGAUGAAGAGGACCCGUGGAGGCUCGGAGGCCUUGGACGGGCUCGGGAACAUGUCUAAGUCCGACAUUCUGAGAGGAAUCGUGAACGAGAAGCUGACCACGGCCGCUCAGGAGAUCCUGGCCGUGGUGGAGAGGACGGUGGCCGGGUAUGAGGAGGAGGCGGCGGGCUUCAGGCGGGAGAUAGACCGGCAGAGGAGGCAGCUGGAGGUGCUGCUGCAGCCGAGGGUCACCCUGGAGAAGAGAGCCCUCAUCCAGGAGGAAGAAAUUCAUGAUGUGGUGGUUUUGAGUGAAGAGGAGGAAGAGGAGCGGCCCAAACAGCCAUCUGGUGCGGAGGACACUGAGAGUCUGGGCCUGUGGUUUGAUGAAUAUGAAGACGAUGAUAAUGUCGGGGAUGAAGAGCGGGCUUCGGUGCAUUUAACGAGUCCGAGCUCCAGACAGAGAAAAGAAGACCUGAAGGACCCGGACUUUCAGAUAACACCCAGGUUAAUCUCCUCCAAAGUUCGUCCUGGGAAAAGAAAACCAGGCAGACCCCGACUCAGCGAGUCCCAGAACCACCUCGAUCUGAAGAUCCGCAUCCUGGAGAGCUCCCAGAUCGACGUGCUGUCCAACAGAGUGUUCCCAAACUGUCCACUCCACGACCUGAGGUGUCCUCGCGGCCUGCAGGAGGCGGAGUUCCUGGAGCGUCUGAGGUUGACCUUCCCUCAGCUGGCCAAUCAGGAGUCUUUUGAGUUCUUCACGACGGAUAAAUCGAGGCGGCUUUUUCCUCUGGUGGUGACGACUCGAACGCCUGAGGAGAUCUGCAGGAGCAUCCGGCUGAGUGGGUCGGGGAAAUCUGCCCUCUACAUCCGCAUAAAGACAGCGGGGGAUCCUCAGGCCAGCAGCGACGGCGUAAACCUCAUGCAGGGAGAAGAUGUUUCUCCGUCUACAUCAGCUGACCAGACGCUUACGGGGUUUGCAUCUCCUGGAGUUUCGUCUGAGAAAAGAAAGCGUGGCAGACCCCGCCUCGGAGAAGAGCCGACCCACUACCGUCUCCGGAUCUGCAUGCUGGAGGAUUCCACGUCUGACGUGCUCUCAAAAGAAGACAUGCUGAAGUCUCCGAUCCAGGACCUCAGCUGUCCUCGUGGACUUCAAGAGGAGGACUUCCUGUCCCUGCUGAGGUCGACCUUCCCUCGGCUGGCCGAUGAAAAGCCUUUCCAAGUGUUCAAGUCGGACCGCAGCAGGCGGCUCCAGCGGCUGCCGGUGACGUCGAUGACGCCGGACGAGAUCUUCAGGAGCAUGAGGAGCACCGGGGUGGAGAAGGCAGUCCUCUACCUCCGCCUGAAGACGGGAGAGGAAGAGGAGGAGGUCCACCUGCAGAAAAACAGCUCUGAUUCUCCAGAAACUUCUGCUGUGAAGUUAAAAACGGAUGAAGGUGGACUCACUUCAAGAUCCUUGGGUCAGCUUGUGGCCAGCAGAGCAUCCGUCCUGUCCAGUAGCUCUAAAGAGACUGAGAACGUCGAUGACGGAGAUGCAGCUGAGAGCCAAGGGGACUCGAGCGACAACGAAGAGGCGAAAGACCGAGAUGAAGAAUGGAAACCAGAUCCCGAAGAGAGCAGGUCAAAAACAAAGAGAGGUAGGGGUGUGAAGCUGAUGGAGGCCAGUAAAGACCCAUGCAGAGUCUGUGGCGUCGCGUACAGUAUCCAGAGCAGCCUGGUCAAACACGCCUGGAAUCACGUGGAGGAGGCGCAGAGGUUGUGUGGAGUGUGCGGGGAGAACUUCGAGUCUGUGGACCAGUUAAAGGAACACCUGAGGAAUUACCAAGAAACUCACGACUGUGCAUUCUGCGGGAAGUCUUUCCUCACCAUCACUGGCCUGGAGCACCACACCACACGCCACACAGGGGACAGACCAUUUAAAUGUGACAUCUGCAGCAAGGCGUUCGCACACAGGUACGCGCUGGGCCGCCAUCGUUGGGUCCACGCACCCGUCAAACCACAUAAAUGUGACGUAUGCUCGAAGGAAUUCAGUCUGAAGGCUACGCUCCAAGCUCACAAGAAGACCCAUGCAUCAAAAGUCCGCUAUAACUGCCCCAUGUGUGGGAAGUCUCUGUCUGACCUGCGAUCCCUGGCUCGCCACAAGGCAACGCAUUCUGGAGAGAGACGCUUCGGCUGUGAGGUCUGCGGGAAGCGAUUCAAGCUCCUGUACACUUUAAAAGCUCAUGAGAAGACUCAUGAAUCCAGAGAGAGGCUAUUCCUCUGCCACAUCUGCUGCAAAAGCUUCUUCUCGAACUGCGGCCUGAAGGCGCACAUGAGGACGCACAGCGACGUGCGCCCGUUCCCCUGCGGCGUCUGCGGGAAAGGCUUCGUGUCCAACGGAGAGCGGAAAGUUCACAUGCGAAUCCACACUGGAGAGGCGCCGUAUGGCUGCUCGCAGUGCGGACGCUACUUCAAGCGAAAGACUCACCUGAACUCGCACUUGAGGAGCCACCUGGGCCUCAAACUGUUCGUGUGCAGCGUCUGUGGGAAGGCGUGCUCUCGACAGGAACACCUAAACGUCCACAUGAGAACGCACAAUGGGGAGAGGCCGUACCAGUGCAACUUCUGUGACAAAGCCUUUACCCAGGGUCACUGUCUGAAAACGCACAUAAAGACCCACCACCACCAGGAAACCCAGCUCAUGAACGCCCUGAAAACUAAAAGUCCAGAUAUGGAUGAUCUGAUGAAGUCAGAAUGACCAAAACAUGUUACUACUGAACUCAUCGAAACACUCGAGGAGGGAGGGUUUUCACUCCACAACCCUGGAGAAGUGCCGGCCAUUGUUGCUCUUUGGUUGGGGUGCAUAUGAAGACUUAAGUGAAUUUAGGGAUCUCUUCACUGAGCACUUACCCUUUUAGUAGGGCACAAGUAUCUUCUGUUUACUUUGAAAUUACACUAAGAACAAAAAAAAAAGACUUGGAACAAGCAUCUACUGAAAGGUUUUUUCUUUCUUUUAACAAACGGACACUAGGUUAAAAAGGUACUUGUAUUGUUGCCAUAAUUCCACAAGCUGGUCUUCUUUUCGAGUAUUCCUCUUGGCACAGUUGUGUUAAUGUUCACUGCCAUGUUUGUGAACCAGAAAAUCCUGCAGCAUUUGGUUGGACAUGCUGCUGGCUCUCUUUGGCUUUUGUACGUAUUCCAUAGGAGGCACCCCUAUCCACAAAUAUAAAUUAUAUGUGAUUAUUUAGAGCUAAAGUUUGGGGAGGCUCUGACUCAAUCAGAAGCAGUAGAAUAAAAGCAUAGACACCACACACUUGAGGAUUAGUUGGAAGAAUAAACAGUUUUGACAAGCCUUGAAUUGGGCCAUGCCCCCAUGGUCGGGGGGGGGGGGGGUGUAUUGGGCCUGAAGUUGUCUUGUGUUGCAAGACUGGACUCUCAACUUCUGCUCUGUUUUGGUGGGUAGGCAUCAAGCAAAAAUAGUCUUUUAAGUGUAAAACCCCUCAAUUUUGAGUGCCAUCUUACCCCUUGAAACAGCAUUACAUCAGUUCAGUAACAAAUGUCCUACAAAUACCAUCGAAAGCUUUGUGGAAAAAUGUUUAGGGGACUUCAGGAAUGUUCUGGCUUCUUCUAGGUAUCUCUGCUCUGCAACAGACCUCCCCUCCUCCAGGCUGGCUCUCCAAAAGCAGUGGCGAGCCAGCCAAGAGAGCUGAUCCUGUAGCACUCCUGGCUGGCUCACCAAGACAGUCAAUAGAUUUGACAGUGUUUUCUGACUUAAUGAUGCUUACUUAGGGUUAAAAUUUUCAAAAUAAACUCAAUUUCUACCCACUUGACUGUGUUGUAGCUGCAGUAGGAGAAGAUGCAAAAGCUAUUUUGUAAAAUAAAAAAAUGGGAAAGUAAAACAGUUACAUUGAGAUCUUGUAAACAAUAAUCAAAGUGUACUUAAUGGAGGAUAGAAAAUACAUAAACAAUCAAUUGAAGAAUGUAAAAGUUGAUUAUUUUGGUUACAGCAGCACUUGGAUUGAAACAUGGGUAUAUUUUCUUGGUUUUCAUUUAAUAAAGAGAAAACAAAAACUAGCUAAAUUGUUCACUGUUAAAAUAGUGAUUUGAAAGAAAAUUUAUUUCAGUAUAAAAGAUUUUAUUUGCUGUUGGUGUACAAUGUUUGCUGGUGUCAUCAUUUUAAUUUAUUUUUUCUGCUUUUUAACAUUUCUGAUCAAAACUGAAAAAAAUUUGAUUUGAAAUGUAAUUUUACAACAAAGCUAGUCAGAUUACUUUUUGCUUUGAAUUUAAUCAUGACAAUUUUCAGUACAUUUAGACAUCUCAGAAAUGUAUCAGUACAUCCCAAAAUUAUAAGAAUAUCACUUAAAAGAAGGCAUUAAUAACCAGCGAAAUCCAUUAGACAAAAUAGAUCAUUUAAAGCGUUAAUAAUAAAUUAUGUCUCUCUGAACCAAUCACAGUUCAGGUUUGUCUAUAAGUCUACCAAUGACAAACAUACAUAUGACAUAUUUUUUAUUAAAAAAAAAUCAAAGUUUACUGUCGUGAAAAAUUUUGGAAGCUAAAUUUUAAUGUUGACUAAUUCUUGAACAAAAAAUAAAUAGUAAAUGAAUAAAUGUGUUUUUCUAAUAAAAAUUAGUAUUUAUAUGACAAGGCUCCUAAAUACUGUUUUAUUAGAACUAUUUUGGUCCAUUUCUUUUGGUUUCACAUAACGGUCCUGGGCCUAGAUCAGAGAACACUUGACCCCAAAGAUGAGGCACUUUGCCCAAGUCCACUUGUAGAGUUACUCUAAAGCCAGGUGUACACUGCGAUUUUCCUGCGAUUCAGCCACGAAUUUAGCCACUUUGAAGUCAGGACGACUUUCAUAUUGGAUCGGGCAUCGUUUGUCGUGCUGUGUACAGGGGAGUUUGACGGCCGACCACAGCCAGACUACGACCCCACGACCUGCUCCCGACUGUUCGGGAGGAUUUCUGGCAUGUUCGAUAUUUUGGUCAUACGACUUCAGACACUUCACAGUCAGAGCAGAAACACGAGCAGAAUAAAAAACUUUGGGGGAUUGUUUUCCUUUGUAAAUAGUCAG
Messenger RNA from Cheilinus undulatus (humphead wrasse), 5106 nucleotides. RefSeq names its product zinc finger protein 252-like. Gene Ontology annotation, biological process: regulation of transcription by RNA polymerase II. The transcript is spliced from 10 exons. The coding region runs from base 73 to 2793 and encodes 906 amino acids. The record is from RefSeq and is a predicted model, not a curated record. Gene Ontology annotation, molecular function: DNA-binding transcription factor activity; RNA polymerase II cis-regulatory region sequence-specific DNA binding. NCBI's taxonomy places the organism in Eukaryota, Metazoa, Chordata, Actinopteri, Labriformes, Labridae.